Geodia barretti is the source of this 1668-nucleotide messenger RNA. Lineage: Eukaryota; Metazoa; Porifera; Demospongiae; Tetractinellida; Geodiidae. The record is from the annotation of a GenBank genome assembly.
GGUAUUCAUGGCUGGCUCACUACAGGCCGCCUACAAGUGUGGAGGCAGAACUCUGUUACAACAGAACUGUCAACACACUGCUGUGCCCACACUAGCUGGCCUCCACCCUCGCUCGAUCAACUCGAGCUACACAUACUCUGCAAUACCUAGCAGCACUCCCCCAGUUAGUUAUUGUACUUGGAGCGUUGGGCAAGGUAUGUGCGUGCGUGAGAGUUAUAGCUACACACGUACAAAUCUGUAGUCGGUACAAGAGACUACUUAUGCUGCUGUUUGUUGGGCCGAAUUCAGUGCGUUAGCUGGUGUUGUGUUUCUAUUCAGUUCUUAGUCGGUCUCUAUAGCUGUGCUAACCUACUACAGCUAGUCAUUUAUAGCUGAGCAGUGUAGCUGGACAAGCUGAUCGGUGUAUAUAGCUUGACAAGCUCCUCAGUACAAUAGCCACUAUAGUAGUGUAAUAGUAGUAAUAGCCCUUGAGGACUAGAACUGCCAUGUUUCUACCUACCAAGAUGUCUGCAGGACAUUAGUGGUGUCUGAGUGCAUGAUGGGUACAUGUUGGUCUAAAGAGCGUGCAGAUGAUGCAGUCAGUCGAAGGAAGAAGACGGAUGAAAGGACACAAGAUGACAAAGUUGUUGAGAGAGAGACAUCCGUAGGGAAUCGACCAACAGCCACCACAACCAUAGAGGACAGGACCCAUAGUGAGGCUGGAGCCGGCGAAAAUGGGAUCCACCCUGUAAUCACCCGGGGAAACGAACAAAAGAGACCUCCGAAUACUGAGCUUGGAGAGGAAGAAAAUGGCGGCAUCCCGGAAGAUGGAGAACGUUUGAAAGUCGGUAAUAGUGUCAGAGACGAGGAAGCCCCUGCAAUCAAGGAGGAGACGGAGGAAGAUAAUGACAGAGGAGUGGGGGAGAGAGUGGGAGAGAAUGGAAUCGAGGAAGUUUUUGGAGCUGCAACAGAGCAGGGAACUCAAGAGGUUGCCACGGUGAAUGGCGGGGAGGCGGUUGCCAUGGUGAACGGAGAGGUUGACGGUUGUGAGGUGGUUGCAAUGGUGAACGGCGAUGCCGGGAAGAGGUGGAGUUUUCCGCCGCUACUGGAGGACUUUGACCUCAUGAAUUCGGACAUGGACCCUGCCGAGUUGGAACAGUUGUUUGCAGAUGACAGAAUGUUAGAGAUCUAUUUGGAACUGGAACCGGACAGUCCUGCACUGGGAAUCAGCAUCGUUGGGGGGAGUGGCUCACCGAGCGGGGAUCUCCCUAUCAUUAUCAAGAGGGUCCUUCCCAACAGUCUGGCAGAGCGUGACGGCAGACUCAAGUCUGGAGAUGAGCUCAUUGCCGUCAACGACACUCUGUUAGUGGGGGUGGCCAAAGACGUUGCCAUAGAGACCCUGAGCAAUUUGUCGGGCAAAGUUCGUCUGUUAGUAUUACAAGAGGAUUAAUUGAAGUGUUUAUUUCUGGAUGUAUGUCAAGUUUGUAUCUUGUUUGUAUCAUGUAAUAAUCUUUUGUACUAAUUAAAAACGUAAUAAAUUAUAAAUGUCAUGAAAUGAUUGUUUGAUUGUGAAAAAGCUGAUGUAAUGAUGAUGUCAUGACGGAGUUGAUACAGAGAGUAGGAGGGUGUUGCCGUGGGAACAGACAAUGGACUGAAUGGACGAUCCCUCAAAGAGGACUGGCUGUGGGU